AUGCAACGCGUGGUUACGAAAGGAAAUAAAAGCACAAGGCAACUAAGUGUCGGUGUAGCGAAGAAAAUGUCGAAGAUGACGCGACAGGUUAUUCCCUACUCAUUCGCCAAGGAAAUGAACCUUCCUUCCAGUGCUGCCUUUCGAGUUGGAAACACCAUGUACAUCUCUGGGGUGAUAGGGUAUAGGCCGAGAGAUUCUGACUCCGUGGUUCCUGGUGGAAUCGUUCCUGAGACCCGAUUGGCCCUUACCAAUCUUGGACAUCUCCUGGAAAUGGGAAAAAUGACCCAUAAAAACGUGGUGAAGUGCACGGUGUACCUUGCGGACUUAAAGGAGAUUGGCGAAAUGAACAAGGUUUACUCAGAGUUUUUCCCAGAAGAACCCCCUGCACGGGUGGCGAUCCAGGUGGCGAGUCUUUCAAAGGACGCCCGUGUGUGUAUUGAAGCCAUCGCAGUGGAUUGCAGCGACUGA
Molecule: messenger RNA, 468 nt
Organism: Ixodes scapularis (black-legged tick)
Lineage: Eukaryota; Metazoa; Arthropoda; Arachnida; Ixodida; Ixodidae
Product: 2-iminobutanoate/2-iminopropanoate deaminase-like
Exons: 7
Coding region: 1-468 (155 amino acids)
Cellular component (GO): cytosol
Molecular function (GO): deaminase activity
Source: RefSeq, a predicted model, not a curated record